Molecule: messenger RNA, 4975 nt
Organism: Anarrhichthys ocellatus (wolf-eel)
Lineage: Eukaryota; Metazoa; Chordata; Actinopteri; Perciformes; Anarhichadidae
Gene: esyt2a
Product: extended synaptotagmin-like protein 2a
Exons: 25
Coding region: 177-2960 (927 amino acids)
Biological process (GO): lipid transport
Cellular component (GO): endoplasmic reticulum membrane
Molecular function (GO): calcium ion binding; phosphatidylethanolamine binding; calcium-dependent phospholipid binding
Source: RefSeq, a predicted model, not a curated record
CUGGGUCGAGGAGGACUCGGCCGCCCCCUCACAGCGGGAUGUGCUGAAGGGGAAGACAGGGUUAUCUGAGUUUGAGCUGCUCGGUAUGCCGUGGACCGGGCUGGUGGAGUGAAUUUUUUUGUACUUUCUUUUUUUUUCAGGGAACAGCGAAUGUCGCAGGUGGAUACCGGUGAGAAAUGACUAACAGGAUGGAGGGUUCGGCGGGACCCAUCGCGGCCCCCAGCAGCCCCGUGAGGUCCACCAUAGGCCCGCCUCUGCCUCCGCAGGAAGAGCCCCAGUCGUCUUUGACGGACAUCACCCAAAUGUGGAUGAAAUUCGGCAAGACCUUCGCCAUCAUCCUCCCGAUCUACAUCCUGGGAUACUUUGAGUUUAGCUUCAGCUGGGUCCUGAUAGGGCUGGCCAUGUUGUUCUACUGGAGGAGGAACUACGGCGGGAAGGACUACAGGAUAAACCGAGCCUUGGCGUUCCUGGACCACGAGGAGAAAGCAGUGAGGCAAAGUGUGCCCAUGUCCGAGCUGCCUCCGUGGGUCCAUUAUCCAGAUGUGGAGAGAGUAGAGUGGCUGAAUAAGACGGUGAAGCAAAUGUGGCCGUUCAUCUGCCAGUUCGUGGACAAGCUGUUCAGAGAGACCAUCGAGCCGGCGGUGAAGGCCGCCAACCCUCACCUCAGCUCCUUCUGCUUCACCAAGAUCGACAUGGGCGACAAGCCGUUGAGAGUGAACGGGGUGAAGGUUUACACGGAGAACGUGGACAAGAGGCAGGUCAUCAUGGACCUGCAGAUCAGUUAUGUCGGGAACACGGAGAUCGACGUGGACAUCAAGAAAUAUUACUGCAGAGCUGGAAUCAAAAGCAUACAGCUCCACGGGACGGUGAGAGUGGUGAUGGAGCCUCUGCUGGGGGACAUGCCUCUGAUCGGAGCGCUGUCCGUCUUCUUCCUCAAGAAACCGUUGCUGGACAUCAAUUGGACGGGACUCACCAACAUGCUGGACAUUCCUGGUGUCAAUGGUUUGUUUGACAACAUCGUCCAGGACAUCAUCUCCAGUCAGAUGGUCCUCCCCAACCGCAUCACCAUCCCUCUGGUUCAGGAGAGCCAGCUGGCCCAGCUCCGCUUCCCCAUGCCCAAGGGCGUCCUGAGGAUCCACUUCAUCGAGGCCCAGGACCUGCUGGGCAAAGACAAGUUCCUCGGAGGGCUCAUCAAAGGCAAGUCGGACCCGUACGGGUUCAUCAGGAUCGGGACCCAGGUCUUCCAGAGCAAAGUCAUCCACGAGACCGUCCACCCCAAAUGGAACGAGGUGUAUGAGGCCUUGAUAUACGAGAACACAGCUAAGAAUCUGGACAUUGAGCUGUUUGAUGAAGACACUGAUAAAGACGACUUCCUGGGAAGCCUGGAGAUCGACGUGGCGGAGCUCCAGAAGGAACAGAAGGUCGAUGAGUGGUUCGUGGUCGAGGAUGUGGCUACAGGGAAGCUGCACCUCAAGCUGGAGUGGUUGUCUCUGCUGCACACACCUGAGAAGCUGGACCAGGCUCUGGCGAGCAUCAAAGCCGACCGCGGUCAAGCCAACGACGGCCUGUCGUCCGCGCUGCUCGUCGUCUUCCUGGAUUCAGCCAGAAACCUGCCGAGCGUCUUCGAGGGGAACUUGGGCUCUGGCUACUUAAAGGAGAGGCGGGCGGCGGGCCUCGUGUUUUGCGAGAACACCGCCUCUCUCUAUCGGACCUUGUUUCGCAAUCCGUUAGAGUUCAACCAGUCGGGGCUGAGGAAGACCUCGGUCAGUAAGGCCAUCAAGUCUGGUAAAAAGGUGACCAGCGAUCCCAGUCCACUUGUCCAGUUCACAGUGGGACACAAGUCCUUUGAGAGCAAGACCAGAUAUAAGACCAAUGAACCGGUGUGGGAGGAAGCCUUCACCUUCCUCAUCCACAACCCCAAAACCCAAGAGUUGCAGGUUGAGGUUAAGGACGAGAAACACGAGUGUUCGUUGGGGACGUUGACGCUUCCUCUGAGCCGCCUGCUGGAGGCGGAGGACAUGACGCUGAACCAGCGCUUCCCCCUGAGGAACUCCGGACCGAACUGCACCCUCAAGAUGAAGAUGGCUCUGCGGGUUCUGUGCUUGGACAAGAACCCUUCCUCGUCCUCAAACUCCACCCCGUCCUCCGUGCAGGUCAACAAGAACAGCUCUGCCAGCCAAACCCCGCGGCCCUCCGUGUCCUCGGACACCUCAGCGCCUCCCGCCUCCACCAUCCCCCACUCGUCCUCCGUGUCGGCCCAGGACCUGCUGAACCGGCGCAAGGAGGCCGAUGAGCCCUUCAGGUCUCCGGGAAGCACGGACUUGGGGCAGGGAGGAGCAAGAGGAGGAGGAGGAGGAGGAGGAGGAAGGGGCCUGGCGGACACCGGGAGGAGCACCUCCAACCUGGCCAUCUCUGGCUCCCAGCAGUACCUGGCCGGAGGCAAGGAACCGACGCCAAGCAUCGCCUCGGACAUCUCCAACCCGUACGCUGCUCAGGAGCUGCAGCAGAGACUCCAGCUGCUGCAAAAUGGUUCAGGCCCCAGUCACUUCCCGCUGGGUGAGAUCCAGCUGACGGUCCGACACAGCUCCCAGAGGAACAAACUCAUCGUGGUGGUCCACGGCUGCAGAAACCUGAUCACGUUCUCAGACCACGGCUCGGAUCCGUACGUCCGCCUCUACCUGCUUCCUGACAAGCGGCGGUCGGGCCGGAGGAAAACUCACACCUUCAAGAAAACCCUCAACCCAGUUUACGAUCAGACGUUUGAGUUCAGCGUUUCCCUCGUGGAGCUCCACAGGAGGACUCUGGACGUGGCGGUGAAGAACGGUGGAGGUCUGCUCUCCAAACACAAGGGCCUGCUGGGAAAGGUUCUGGUGGAUUUGACCCACGAUGAGAGCAGUAAGGGUUGGACACAAUGGUAUGAGCUGAGUGAAGAUGGCCAGAUGAAGCCUCUCCAACUAUAGACAGGAACCAUAUCAUCAUCAUCACCAUCAUCACUACCAUCAUAUCUCUUCCACUUAAGUGUGUGUGUGUGUACAAAAGGAAACAGAAAAGCAGCUUUGAUAUUCAUCUAAUCACAUCAGUCGCAAGGCCAACCUCCCCUUUAAGAAGUGAAAGGCUGAUAGACUAAAGGGAGUGUAGAACACUAUAUAUUACGUACUGUACUGCUGUGGAAGUCUAUAUUCCAUAUCUAUAGGAGAAACUAUAACGGCUGUAGAGGAAGACAAUCUAUUUUUUCUUUUCUUUUUUGCAGUUUCAGUAAAGAACGACGAUGUACAAGUUUGUAAAUAUGACCAGUGAUGCUGGACAAAAGGAAGAUAAGAGAGAGGUGCAGUCUCUUAUUUGGCCAAAUGAUUGUUUGUCAUUUUAUGAUGUUUGAUUUGUUAAUUCUUCUUUUUUUUUUAAAUGAGCAACAUUCUGAAGCAGAGCAGGCCGGCGGUCGCACCAAAGAGACGAAGUAUUUUCAUUUCUUCGCCCCUCAGCUUCACUCUGGUUUUAUUCCACUGUAAUAACAUGUGUGACACACCUGUCGUUCCACUCAACAGGAGGCCGUUGUUAAGUGUAACCUGUUUGCUUUUUAAGCUGAAUAUUUGCACAUCUGUGUUUUUAAUCUGGUGGGGAUCAUCUUUACGCUUAGUUGCAAUUUAAACAUUGCCUCAAUUUGUUGUUAAAAUCUUCUUUUAACAUAAUUCAUCGUAUCAAACUGUAUUUAAUAUUAUCAACCAUGUUUUUUAUUCAUUUAUCUAAAGCCACUAUGCAUCUUCUAUACGUCUAUAUAUGAUGGUCCUCUCUAGCGCCCUCCAGUGGUGAGAUGACGAAAAGACCCCGUGACAACCAUAAUAAUAAUGAUGAUAAUGUAUAUCUCCACGUAACAGUUGAGUCAUACGCACCGCUCUGAUGCUAUCAAUCAACAUUAAGCUACUGCUACUUAACACUUCCUGCCGAUUCUUUCACAUUAAAAGACUUUCAGCUUUUCCCUUUUAAUGGUUAUUCUUUUAAUGUGAAGAAAAACAGGAAGGACCCGUGAGUGAGGACAGUAUUAGUGAUUUUAAAAAAAAAGGAACAAGUGCUGGAAAUGAUUAUUUUACUGUAUUUUGGGCAGAAUUCAGGGUUUACACACCUGCAGAAUCACAGAUUAACUAUCUGAAAGGUUGCACCAGUUUUCACGUUGGUUUCUACAAACAAACGCCUAAUUUAAUUAUUAACAGAAUUGGCUUUAAUCACAAUUUGCACAAAAAGUGGCUUUACAUUUUGUAAUUUAACAUUUCCAAAAUAAAUUGCACGUUUUAUUCUGAAGGGCUUUUUGUUUGUUUGAUAUCACGAUAAUUUCCAUCACAAUCAUGUAGAGUUGUUAAAAUGUUGUCCAUGAAUCGACUAACAGUCUUAACUUGUCAUGAAGUGUCGCUUUCAACACAUCGCAGUUUGUUCUUGUGGUGAAAAUGCAAAUGCAACACUGCUUUGACUUUGCAGCACCUGCUCUGAAGGGAUUCAUAUCGGUAACAAAUGCAUCUUUAUUGGUGUCAAACACGUUCAUUAAAUGCUUAUGACAUGUUUAUUAAAUGUCUGAGCGAAAGAGCAGCCGUCUUGUGUUGCUGCAGAGGAGGCCAGACGUUUUGCCUUGUUGUGUUUCACAUCGAGGAAGUAUUUCACACACAUGUAUGUAAACUGUUCUGUUUCUAAUUGUGUUUCGAGUUUUAUUUUGUAAGAAUCAAACGGUUCGAUUUUAUUAGAUUUGAGAGCUUGUGUCUCUGCGGUGGACGCUGUCCUCAUGAAAGGCGGUUUGUUUUUUUGUUUUUUUCCCCCUCAGUCUUCUUAAUUUAUCUUGUGCCUUAAGAUUCACACGAUCCCAGAGAUGUUCACGUGUAUCAGGAGAAACCGUACAGAUGCGCGUCCUCAGUCCCCCCAAUGUCUCAGAAUGUCUCCUAAAUGUCUUUUGAAACAAAUAAAGAGCUUUAUAGCAGCAUGAAGCUGUACAGCA